Molecule: messenger RNA, 2073 nt
Organism: Hypoxylon fragiforme
Lineage: Eukaryota; Fungi; Ascomycota; Sordariomycetes; Xylariales; Hypoxylaceae
Product: WLM-domain-containing protein
Exons: 5
Coding region: 345-1709 (454 amino acids)
Source: RefSeq, a predicted model, not a curated record
UGAAUGAGCAUAACUUUGAAUCAUCUAACCUAAGGUCAGAUAUAAACUCUCUAACCUAGAUAUUUAUCAAGCAAUCCUCUCUUCCUUCAAUUCUCAGUCACUGCGCCAAGGUGUUAGGUGAAGCGUAUAUGUGUAUGCGCUUUUUACCUGGUAUUGGCCUACUACUUACAUAGAACCAGACAUUGUUUCUGGGCUACAUAGUAGUGGCAAAUAACGAGCCUCACUCACCAGCUUGUCUCACCUUCGCGACGCGUCAAACAGCUACCACUUAUGCUUAAGACACGAACACGUUUUCGGGCCAAUCUCACAUCUGAUAUCAUAGGUAAUUACGUGAUUCGAUCACAAUGCCUCUCGGAUGGGAGCGGAUCAACACGAAGAAGUCGCAGCCAAAUGACCGGAUCGUCUUCAUCAAGCCCCUUGAGGGCCCCGAUAAGGCGAGCGCCCAGAAGUUCUUGGAGCGCAUCGCUGCACAGUGUUUACCCAUCAUGAAAGAACAAUAUUUAUCGGUGGUGUCACUGGAGGAAUACGAGCCUAACCGGGAGUUUGUUGGCCGCAACUUCAAUGCAGGGGAAGUCAUACAGCUGGUUCUAAAGUCACCAUCUACUGGGCAAUGGCUACCUUUUAACUAUGUCCAAAUGGUCAUGAUGCACGAGCUGGCACACUGCAAGCAGAUGAACCAUUCCAAAGCUUUCUGGGCCGUCAGAAACCAGUAUGCAGACCAAAUGAGGACCCUGUGGUCUCGUGGUUACACUGGCGAGGGCUUGUGGGGGAAAGGCGCCGUGCUGGACACUGGAGAGUUCAGGGAUACGGUGCAGCUGGACAAAGACCUGCCCGAACACCUAUGCGGAGGAACCUACCGCUCCCGAGGAAGAAAGCGCAAACAAAAGAAACAACUGUCCUACCAGGAGAAAAAAGAACGGCGCAUUUUGAACAAGUUCGGCGCCAAUGGGGUUGCUCUUGGAGAAGACGAGAUCAUCAAGACCGAGCUGGAAAAGGGGAAGAAAGUCCAAGGCAAACCUCGAGUAGCAGCGAGCAAACGAGGGCGAGAGCUGAGAGCAGCUGCGGCGUUGGCCCGAUUUGAUCAGCAGAAGAAAUCGGGAGACGAAGACAAGAAAAUUAAAGGCGAAGAUGACGACGAGACACAAAGUGGCACCGAAUCCGAAACUGCUAGUGAUAAUGAGGGUGAGGCUGCCGUGGACAUCAACGGCAAACGCCUUGUGGAUAAGAAGGGGCAUAACUUUGUCAAGGUGUGCGAGGAUGAGAACGUCAAAGACGAGGAUGUGCAGAAUGAGAUGAAAGAGCUCUUCCAGUCUACGAUUAAGUGGAAGCCCGAGAAACCCGAGAAGCGUACAUCUUCAUCUUCUUCGUCAAUAGGGGCCAAAGCUCAAGAAUUGGGGUCACUUGAUCAGCGUGACGAGAGAGACGAGAAAAGCGGCACCAAGAGAUCUCCAUCACAGGAAGCAAACAUGGAGCCCAUCUUGAUCGAUGAUGACGGCGAGGCUCCCGAUUCGAAACCAGGUGUCUGUGUUAUGUGCUCUUUCGCUAGCGGACCAAAAGCUACCAUAUGCGAUGUUUGUUCUCAUGUUUUAGAUCCAAGAAAGGUGCCAGGCUCUUGGAAAUGCAAGAGCUCAUCUUGCCGAGAGAGUUUGUAUCUGAACGCGGGAGAUUCGGGAGGAUGUGGAGUUUGUGGACAACGAAAAGGCGUGUAACAGGUAGUUAGCUAGCUAUGUACUAUAGUGUAGCUUUCAAUGUGGACAAUAUGGACAUAUUUGUUCUGGUAACUUGAUUCGUUCGGUUAUUUGAGAAUUAGACGAGGUUAGACCCAUCGUCUGAACCUGCUUCUAAUACAUGAUGCUACCAAAGGACAUAUCCAUAUCCAUAUAAUGGCAUAUAUAAAAUACCUAGGUUAGGCAUCUAGGGUAGCUAUGCUAGCUAAUGUAAAGUUGCUAGGACCUAGGUACCUACAUACACUAGUUAUGGUCCAAUUUGUAUCUUCCGAUUGAGUGAGGCCUCUUAGUGUAGCACGAACCCCUGUAUGAGCUAGCGACAUGCUUGUUUCAUGUCCAAGAGCCC